AGAAGAAAAAGAAAAGGAAAAAGCUGCGGCAAUAGAGAGUAGAGAGUAAACAGAAAAUCUGAGGCGCGAGUGGCUGGUGAAGGCAGCGACUGCGAGGGAAGGGAAGCAUCUUUAGCUCCAAAUCCAAUGGCGGAUACCUCAAGCCGAUCAAGAGACCUCGACAAGCUCCUUCUCCGCCCUGGCAAUCUCGUCGGUCCUAGGUUCGAACCUGGCCCUGAGUUGCGAGAUGACCUUCAGGCCUUCGCCAAAGUGUUGGUGGUUGGGGCUGGUGGCUUGGGUUGCGAAUUGUUGAAGGAUUUAGCCCUCUCUGGUUUCCGAAACCUUGAGGUCAUUGACAUGGAUCGCAUAGAAGUUACCAAUCUCAACCGCCAAUUCUUGUUCAGACUUGAAGAUGUUGGCAAACCCAAAGCCGAGGUAGCUGCCAAGCGUGUCAUGGAGAGAAUUAGUGGUGUGGAAAUCGUGCCGCACUUUUGCAGGAUCGAGGACAAGGAAAUUGAAUUUUACAACAAUUUUAACAUUAUUGCCCUUGGUCUUGAUUCCAUUGAGGCCCGCAGUUAUAUCAAUACUGUUGCCUGCAGUUUUCUAGAGUACGAUUCUGAUGAUAAUCCACAAGAAGAGACAAUCAAACCUAUGGUGGAUGGUGGGACUGAAGGUUUCAAGGGCCAUGCUAGGGUUAUCAUGCCAGGGAUUACACCAUGCUUUGAGUGUACUAUCUGGCUUUUUCCACCUCAAGUGAAGUUUCCUUUGUGUACCCUGGCUGAAACCCCUAGAACUGCUGCUCACUGUAUUGAAUACGCCCACUUGAUUAAGUGGAAUGAGGUUCAUGGCGGAGUGGCUUUUGAUCCAGAUAACCCUGAGCAUAUGAAAUGGGUCUAUGACGAGGCUGUCAAGAGGGCUGAGCUUUUUGGCAUUCCUGGGGUUACUUAUUCUCUUACCCAGGGUGUCGUGAAGAACAUCAUACCAGCUAUAGCUUCAACAAAUGCAAUUAUAUCAGCAGCAUGUGCACUAGAAACAUUAAAGAUUGCAACAGAGUGCAGCAAAACUUUGUCGAACUAUUUAACGUAUAAUGGAUCAGAAGGCCUCCAUACUGAAGUUGCAGAAUUUGAAAGGGACAAGGACUGUCUUGUGUGUGGUCCUGGUAUACGAAUUGAACUAGACCCUUCAAUCACAUUGCAAAAGUUCAUGGAUCUUCUGGAAGAACAUCCUAAGUUGCGAUUAUCAAAAGCUAGUAUUACACAUCGAGGAAAGAAUCUGUACAUGCAAGCUCCCCCUGUAUUGGAAGAAAUGACUCGAUCAAACCUGAAUCUAUCUCUUUUUAAUCUCAUGGGUAAAUUGCCCAAGGAUGUUGUGCAUGUGAAUGGUACAACAAUCAAGAACGACCAAAAGUUUUCCUGUUUGAGAAAAUUACGUGUUGUUUUCAAGGGAGUUGACGGGGUUACAGAUAUGGAUACAGCUGGAGGAGCAUAACUUACCACAUCCAAACAUGUUUUGCUGCUAGAAUUUUUUCGGCUCUAUAUGCAUAGUUUAUGUUAGAUAUCAUAGCUUGUUUCCAAUAUUGGUCAGGUAAGGUUUUACAGUUUCUACCUGUCAAAGUUAUUCAUAGACGAGCAAAACUGUAACACUUGAUACCUGUUUCACUUAAUGAUUCGUGACCUUCUCAAUGCUCUAAA
Glycine soja is the source of this 1670-nucleotide messenger RNA. Its product is annotated as NEDD8-activating enzyme E1 catalytic subunit-like. The record is from RefSeq and is a predicted model, not a curated record. Bases 127 to 1467 code for a protein of 446 amino acids. The transcript has 9 exons. Lineage: Eukaryota; Viridiplantae; Streptophyta; Magnoliopsida; Fabales; Fabaceae. Gene Ontology annotation, molecular function: NEDD8 activating enzyme activity. Gene Ontology annotation, cellular component: nucleus; cytoplasm. Gene Ontology annotation, biological process: protein neddylation.